This is a messenger RNA of Solanum tuberosum (potato), 2473 nucleotides long. RefSeq names its product glucosidase 2 subunit beta. The record is from RefSeq and is a predicted model, not a curated record. Gene Ontology annotation, cellular component: glucosidase II complex. Gene Ontology annotation, molecular function: protein binding. NCBI's taxonomy places the organism in Eukaryota, Viridiplantae, Streptophyta, Magnoliopsida, Solanales, Solanaceae. The coding region runs from base 209 to 2107 and encodes 632 amino acids. The transcript is spliced from 16 exons. Gene Ontology annotation, biological process: N-glycan processing.
CGCCAUCGUUAAAGUACUCCACCAAUGGCUGCCGAGCUCCAUUACCAACUCUAGGAAAUACUCUUCAUUGGCCCAAACUUCAUACUCUUCUCACUAUACAAUCAGUUAGCCACUGCAAAUCUCGUUCGAUUCAUACAAUUUUUGCUGUGUAUUGAAAACUAAUGCUGAUUUAGAUUUAGUUUUCCAGUUGCGAAUUUUGGUGAAAAAAAUGGAAUUACGAUUUCAAUUCGUGUUUUUACUCUCUUGUAUCUUCUGCAUAUGUUCAAUCGAUAGAUCUGUAUCUCUUCCUUCCAUAGUCAACCUCGGAAUUGCCCCGGAAGAUGAGAAUUAUUACAAGGGUUUAUCAUCUGGUGCUAUAAAUUGUAAAGAUGGGUCGAAGAAAUUCACCAAGGCUCAGCUCAAUGAUGAUUUUUGUGACUGUCCAGAUGGGUCUGAUGAGCCAGGAACUUCGGCAUGUCCCAGCGGGAAGUUUUAUUGCAAAAAUGCAGGGCAUGCUCCUCUCUUCAUAUACUCAUCUAGGGUGAAUGAUGGCAUUUGCGAUUGUUGCGAUGGGAGUGAUGAGCAUGAUGGUAAAGUUAAGUGCCCAAAUACAUGUUGGGAGGUCGGCAGAGUAGCUAGAGAUAAAUUGAAGAAAAAAAUUGCAACAUUUCAGGAAGGUAUAAUUAUAAGGAAGAAGGAGAUUGAAGAAGCUAAACUUGCAAUAGCAAAAGAGGAAACUGAAGUCUCUAAGCUGAAAAAUGAGCAGAAGAUACUUAAAGGGAGGGUUGAGCAGCUUCAGGACAAAAAAGAACAAAUAGAGAAGGUUGAGGAGGAAGAACGGUUAAAGAGAGAAAAGGAAGAGAAGGAACGAAAGGAAGCUGAUGAUGCUAAGCUUGAGGCAAGCAAAGUUGAGGAGAAAACUGAAGUUCAUGAAGAAGCUGUGAAGAGUGACAUCCACGAUAAGAUUGGCCUCCUGGAAGACUCUCCUCCCGUAAAGGAUGUGGUAGAAGGCCAUGACAAAGCUGCAGAUGAAGAACAACAUGGUGACCAUUCCGUGAAGGAUGAGUUUCCGGUUGAUGAGGUAGAGCAGGUGCCCGAGGAUUCUUCCCAGCAUCCUGAAAUAAAAGAGGCGUCCACCAACAACAAUAAAGCUGAUGUUAGUAGUAGAAAUGAGGAGAAAGAUGCUGCUGAAAAUAUUGAGUCACUGUCAAAGGAAGAGUUAGGACGUGUUAUUGGUUCUCGUUGGUUAGGAAAAAAGAGUGAACAGGAAACUGAGUCAGUUGAGGCUGGUACAGAUAGUAACCAUGAUAACCAUGAUGAGGUGCCAUCUGAUACCCAUGAAGAGGAGUAUCAUGGAUAUGAUUCUGAUGUUGAUGACCGCAAGUAUGAUGAUGAACACAAGUAUGACGAUGAUGAAAACAAGUAUGACGAUGAUGACAAUGAGGACCACGUUGAAGAUUCUGUUGGAGAGGACCACGAUUCAAGUUCUUCAUAUAAGUCCGAGUCUGAUGAUGAUUCUGAUUUUGCAGAUACUACCACCACAACUAGUCCUUCCUGGACGGAGAAGAUACAACAAACUGUAAAGAGAAUUUUUCGGUCUGUCAAUUUGUUCCAAACUCCAGUGAACAUUUCUGAUGCUAAUUGCAUACGCAAAGAGUACGAUGAGGCAAGUGCUAAGUUGACAAAAAUUGAAUCAAGGCUAUCCAGCUUGAAGCAAAAGUUGAAACAUGAUUUUGGACCGGAGAAGGAAUUCUAUUCAUUCCAUGGACAAUGUUUCGAGAGCAAGGAGAACAAGUACACAUACAAGAUUUGCCCUUUCAAAGAAGCUACCCAAGUUGAGGGCUACAGCACAACUCGUUUGGGGAACUGGGAUAAAUUUGAGGAUUCCUACAGAACUAUGCAAUUUACAAACGGCGACCAUUGCUGGAAUGGCCCAAAUAGAAGUGUAAAGGUAAAAUUAAGGUGUGGUUUGAAAAAUGAGGUAACUGAUAUAGAUGAACCGAGCCGCUGCGAAUAUUUAGCAUUUUUGUCUACACCAGCACUCUGUCUGGAAGAAAAACUGAAGGAACUACAAGAUAAACUAGAGAUGAUGAAUAGGGAGCAACCACAAGACCAUGAUGAACUGUGACCUCUCUGGUUAGGCCUGCUUGGGAACUGUGACCUCGACUAAUUCCACAGGAUACUUGCACCUCAAGGGACGCAAAAAGGGGCAAAGUGAUCCAUUGGCGUAUUUUCUCAAGAACAGUAUCAACCAUUUAUGAAGUCAUACCCCCUUUAUAUUUUUGUUUCGGAACUCACUUCUGAUGUAGUUGCGAAUCAUAUAUUACUAAAAGUGGGAAGAGCCUGAGGUCAAAAGUUGAAUAUCAUUUUUGUUCUGUUAUAAAAAAAACAAUUUUCCAUUAACAUGAGUAGUCAUAACUAGACUUUAUUGGAAAGACCUUUUAUCUACAUAUGAACCUUUACAAAUUCUAUGAACUUUUAGUUAUAAGUUCAA